Molecule: messenger RNA, 4601 nt
Organism: Salvelinus sp. IW2-2015
Lineage: Eukaryota; Metazoa; Chordata; Actinopteri; Salmoniformes; Salmonidae
Product: WASH complex subunit 2-like
Biological process (GO): chromatin organization
Cellular component (GO): nucleus
Source: RefSeq, a predicted model, not a curated record
UGUUUAGAAUUUUGGCUUGGGCAUCGCUUACCCCACUUUCCCCUAGCUGGAAAAAAAUGAAUGAACUGCAGUGUUUUUUAAAAGAUUAGACUAGGCCUAGAGUAAAUAAAUGAACAAUUCURGCUAAGGAAAACUGCAUGCAAUUCAAAAACAUGACAAUGCAUUCAACAUACACAUUACAUACCAUACAAACAAAGACCUGUAUUACUAUUGCCAAUUUGAUUGGCAAUAGUCAGGUGACUGCCGUCAGCUGAUUGCCUCCAGACAGAAUAUGACCGACCUGUCAGAAACUCAAUGAGGAUCGGCUGAGUUUAGCAUAAUCGAGUCUCUCUACGACUUUUGGGGCUUAUAUUUCACUAACGUGGACAACAGUUUGCCAACAGUUACUAAGAUGAGCGGGUUGCCGGUUGGGAUGGCGAAUGUCCCCAGCAAGAGCAAUCACACCGGGAAGGAUGGCCAGGUGUGGGAGAGACUCUGGACCUUGGAAGAGAUGCGACAGACCAGCGCCAACUGGUCCCUGGCUGCAGACUCAGGACUCUUCCUGUUCCUGCAAGACUUCUCCCAGAGGAUGCUGUCAAAGACUCAUGCGAUAGAGAAGCAGCUGGAUGGACUGAUCAGAGACACCAAGGCCACAGACUGCUGCAUGCACACCGUCUUCAACGACUUCCUCAUGCUCUCCAACACACAAUUCAUUGAAAACAGAGUGUAUGAUGAGGAGGUGGAGGAGGCGGUGCCAAAGCCUGAUGCUUUGGAGAGACCGCCUGAGCAGACUCGUGAGCAGAAGGAAGCCCAGCUGAUUCCUAAGGUCCAGGAAGCAGUGAACUACGGUCUGAUGGUGCUGGACUCUGCCUUUGAGCAGCUAGACGUCAAGGCAGUAAACUCUGACUCAGAGGACGAGGAGGCCACAGACAGAGUGGAGCCCAUACUGGAGCCCAAGGACCUGUAUGUGGACAGGCCUUUACCAUAUCUGAUUGGCUCUCAGCUUUUUAUGGGGCAAGAAGACGUUGGACUGGGCGACCUCUCCAGUGAAGAAAUGUCAGUCGACAGCGAUCGCGACACCGUCAUUGUGAGCGAAGAUGGCAAAGAUGCUAACAAGUCGUCUAUGUUGAGUGAUGAUGAGGACGAGGAGGGAGAUUCAGACAUAUUCGGAGAAUCGGRYGAWGAUGAUGAUGAUGACAGAAAGUCUUUGUGUCACAUUCAGAACCCAAGACCAUCAUCCUUUGCUGAUGAGCUGGCCGCCAGAAUCAAAGGGGAACCUAUCAGCAAGCCAGAGGGAGAUCGCACAUCAUUGUCGUCUGCCUCUAAGAAGAACAGUAAAGCAAAGAAAGAGCCCAAGGCUGAGAGGCCACCGGCUAUUGAAGAUGACAGCGAGGAGUUAUUCGGGCCGCCCAAGAUGGAGGACGAGGACUUUUCUCCCUUUGGWGGAAAAGGAAGCCUCUUCAGUGGARGGAGAGGACUGUUUGAUGAUGAAGGGGAUCUGUUCUCUGAUCCACCUAAACAGCCUGUAGCAGAGGAGAAGACCAMAGAGAACAGCCUGUUUGGCACUCCUAAUGACUCUGAUUCAGUGGAGGGUAGAGAGAACGGCAGUCCAGCCAAACCCAGCAAGACCCAGACAUCAGCCCCUAGAAWGACCGCUUUAGGGGGGCUGUUCGACGAUGAGGAGGAUGACUUCUUCACCGGCAAAAGCCUUAAUAAAUCCAGAUCAGCUGGACAGGAGGAACCCAAGCAGAAGACAGUGGAUCUGUUUGGAGGAGGUGAUGAGGAUGGUGACAUCUUCGGUGACAGCUCYGGUGUUCUGCCCCCUCUACAGAGCAGGAGGGAGGUGGUGGAGGAGGAGGAAGAACAGGUGAAACAGGCUCCUCAGAAAAAGAUGCCAGCAGGAGGUGUCUCCAUGUUUGGUCCUGGUACCAAGAGCCUGCUGACUGAGACACUAAAGAAACGACGGCCCUCCACCAGUGAAGAGUCAGAGGAGAUAUGUCCAACCAUCCCUAAGAGUCAGUCCAAGCCUGAACCGACACUUCAGAGCAAAGCUCUUCUGUCCAUAUUUGUUGACGAGGAGGAUGAGGAUCUGUUUGUGUCUGCGAAGAAGUCUAAGUCAAGCCAAACUGAAGAUGUCACACCACAAGUCAAGAAUCCUGUCUCUAGCGCCCUCUUCAGUGAUGACGAGGACCAUUGGAUGAGCUCCAAGCAUAGUGCAGGAAAGACUGGAGGGAUGAAGUCCAGUGAAAGCGCACCCUAUAGUCUACCCAGUGUCAAAGCAGAUCCUUUCGACAGCCUGUUCGAUGAGGAUGAUCUCUUUGCUGCUACCAAGGAGUUGAGUCAGAAGAAGCCACAGAGAGUGUCUCUCCAGUUUGAAGAUGAGACUGAGGAUGGUGAAGAUAAGGGAUCUCUCUUUGACUUCAAACCAGCCAUCAACAACAGCUCUACUCUAGCUGACCCUAAAGCUGCUGCUGUGGCCUCCCCAGCCCCCUCGCUGGUCUACACAGACAAACCUGAGGAGGUGACGGCACCUCCUCCCCCAGUGGAGAAGAGGCGUGCAGAGGAGAGGGCAGCGAAGGGUCCUGAUGUACAGCCCCUGUCCUCUCUACUAGAGGKCAGUGAGAGUAAGAAGAAGCCAGUAGGGGCCGUCAGUCUGUUUGGAGGGAUCAACGUGCUGGGAGACGGACUGGGAGCAGCCAAGCCUACAGAAGAGCGUCCUCAUACCAAGAGCAGUACCGGGGUGUUCCAGGAUGAGGAACUGCUCUUCAGUCACACUCAGCAGAGAGACAACCACCCCGACGUUGACAUCUUCGCCACGCCUGACAAGUCUGUGACCAACCUGGUGAUCAACCCUGCUGCCCUCCUGCCUAGAGUGUCCCCUUGGAUCCUAGGGGGGGUCAGUGGACUACCAGGCCUGAGCCCCAGCUCCUCAGGCCUCAGUCCCAGUACAGCAUGGACCCAGUCCCCCAGCGACGGAGGGCUUAGCUUCGACCACCCUGUCCAGUUGUCUGUGCUACAGUGUGCCAACAAGGGUCGAGCUAAAGGCUCCAUCUGCCGCAGGCCCCAGACCAGGGCAGCACGGCAGAUGUCAGCUCAGAGCUCUGUGGACCAGAAUAACCAGGGAGAGGACCGGGCCGGACACAGCCCAACCCUACCUCAUCCAACCCAGCCUAGUUUGGCACUACUUAACCCAAUCCAGCCUAGCCUGGCACUACCUAACCUAACCCUGCCCAGGCCUAGUCUACCCAACCAAGCCCUAACCACUGCCUUACCCUCCUUCUUACCUGCCUCUUUACCCUCCCAACCCCCGCUCACUGAUGUCUCUGUCAGACCGGCAGUUCUAACACUACCAGUGUCCAACACCCCUCUAAAGAGAGACUUUUCUAAGGGUAGCAAGGUGAAGGUGCUGCCCUCUCCCGACGAGGCUGACCUGUUUGGGUCUGUCCCUGCCCUAGCCCCAGUCCCCAAACUCACCGCAAAGACUACGGAGGGUGAGUUGACACCGAAGAAGGAGAAAGAAGGGACCCCUCCGUCCCUCUUUGACGACCCCAUGGGUGACCUGUUCCAGAACGUCAAGCCGAGGUCUGCGAUGAAGGCAAAGGCCUCUUCCUUCCUGGAGGAUGAGGACGAUGAAGAGUAUAUCUUUGUGCUGGGAAAGAGCUCUACUCCCACUACUAAAAUAACUGCCGGGGGGAAAGUCACUAAGGCAGGGAGCAACUCUACUCCCAAACAGGACCUCUUCCAGGAUGAAGCGGCGACGACCCCCAAAGCUCACAAAGACAAAUCCCUGGAUGCCAGCCUGUUUGACGACAACGUUGACAUCUUUGCUGAUUUGACGGCCACUUCAAAACCAAAAGAGAAGAAGUCCAAGAAGGCGGAGACUAAAUCCAUAUUUCAUGAUGAUAUGGAUGACGUCUUCUCUCCCAGCACUGUGAAGCCAAUGGCCAAGCAGCCUCCAUCCAAGUCCAGGAAAAGCCCUCCCUCCCAGGACACCAGUGCAUCGGACGGCUGGGGCAACAUCUUCGACCACCCUCACGAUGCUCUGGGUGGGAACUGAACCGUGGACUGUUCCUGAUGAACUAAAGCUUUGUUUGUGUCCCAAAUGGCACCGUAUUCCGUAGAUGGGUCAUUACUUUUGACCAUGGCUCAUAGGGUGUGCACUAUGUGGGGAAUAGGGUGCCAUUUGGGAUGCAGUCCCUAACUGUACAAUUGUGCAGAAAACGUUGUUGUUUUGGAGGACUGAAAAAGGGGUUGGAGAUAUUAACACUGUUCUUAUAGAGACUAUUUCUAUAAAAACAAUCCAUCGAUCGGCAUAACCUCGGAUGGAAAAAGGGGAUGAUUCUGAUACUCAUCUCUGAUUGAUAACAAGUAACUAUUUGUCUUUAUUUAAUGUCCAUGGUAGCAGGACUUAGCCAUCAUUAGGACACCUGCUAAUAAAGAAAUAGUAAAUUAUUUAUACAUGUAGUUGAGUUCUGGGUAUGUGGUUUAGCAUUGCCAUUCUGAGAUUACAUGUCACAAUCGGGCUGUGUCAUGUCACCGUUAUGAAAUCAUUGUUUUUGUCUUUCAAUUAAUAUGAAAUUGUUACAUUUGUUAACUUUGCCUGUGAUAAAUGACAAUAGAUC